AUGUCAAAGGAGGUAAAUAGGUAGGAAUAUGCAAGAAAGAAGCAUUUUAAUGAUAAAAAAAAACAAUUUGCAAUUGACAAACUUAAGACUUAAUUUCCAAAGACUUUGGAGUCUUUCUAAGAGGAAAAUUAAGAAUUGAAAGAUUGCAAUAGUUCAAAGGGUUUAGAUUCUAAUAAAGAAAUUAAUCAUAAAGAAGGUUGCUCUCAUGAAAAUUAAAAAAAUUAAUAAUAAUAAAAAAGGAAACUAGUAAAAAAUUAUAUUUACUACAAAACAGAAUAUAAUUAUGGAAGAGGUUAUUCUCCUGAAUAUUAUUUUGCAAGAUAAAUUUAUUAGAAAAAAUAGGCUGAUUUGUUAAAAGUAGAGUUAAAAUAAAAAAUAUUAAAGGGAAAAGAUUAUAAUGACGAUUUUUUAUAUUGA
This is a messenger RNA of Paramecium sonneborni, 417 nucleotides long. NCBI's taxonomy places the organism in Eukaryota, Ciliophora, Oligohymenophorea, Peniculida, Parameciidae. The record is from the annotation of a GenBank genome assembly.